AGUAACCCAGGUCUUUAUCUUUGCUUGCUGUGGUGGAUGUCAAAGGAUCCAUCUUGGGGACGAGAGCCUAGCUGCUGUGCAGUGCGUCUCUUGUUGUCAUUUCCAUGGGAUUUCCACCACGGCCAUUGCUGCUGCAACUCUAGUGAGAGGAUAUCUUCGCAUCGGGUCACUCGAACUCUCGGUUUUUUCCCGUUCUGACUGCUUCGUCAGAAUCCUGGGGUUCACUGUGUUGUCUGUUUUUUGAUUCCUAGAGAGCAAUCAGCAGUGGAAGCAUCAGCAAAGGCAUGCUUCAGCUCAGUGGGUGACUAUUUAGCUUCCCAUUGCCCACUUCAGAUUUCUCAUUGCAUUGUAGAACAGUUAGAAGCGACCUACCGGAUUUUGUGGAUAAUCUCCCAUGUUUAACUCCGCUGUGAAGUCAUCAGUAACUCAAUUCUGGUCCUUCUUCUACCGCUCCGGGGAUUCCCCAUCGCCGUUUGCAUGCUGUGAUAUCCCCUCCCCUUCAUCAUGGUUCACUUUGUGCCUCCUCAAACCAUGUCCUCAAAGGGUGGUUGUUUCUCUUCUCCAUCUUUGGUUCCUCCUGAUCUAUAUCACUCUUCUCCUGUGCAAUAUAGUACACCGGAAACCACAGAGGCAAGCUUUUAAUCGACAUGGGGCCGGCGUGUACUUCAAAACUGUACAAACUUGCUGCUUGUAUCUCUUCUGCGUCAACCUAGGAGUCCUUUUGUCUUGGCUUUCACAUGGGUUCUGGAAGGGAUGGUCGAGCACUUUUCCGCUGGACGUUGUGUCAGCAGGCAUCCACAGCCUUGCGUGGGGUGUCAUGUGCAUGGAAACCGAGAAGACGAGGAAAGAAAGGCAUCGAUACUUCCCGCUCCUCUUACGAUUGUGGUGGAUCUCUUCUUUGCUUCUAUCCGCACUCACAUUCCUCUCUUCAAUCGACUUUUCCACGCGCAAGUGGAAACUCUGCUGGGUUGAAAUCAUUCUCUACCCUGCAGUUCUCUUUGUAGCGUAUGCUGGUUUCAAAGGCGGGACUGGCAUGAAAGUUAUUCCCGAACACGAAAUGGAAGAGCCUCUUUUAAAUGGAGAUGGCACUGGAAGCUCGCAAGUGAAGGAGAGUUUAAAAUUAUAUCAGAAUGCGGGUUUUUUCAGUUUAGCAACACUAAGCUGGUUAAACCCGGUUCUGAAAGCGGGCAUGAGGAAUCCUCUAGAGCUGCCAGACAUGCCUCCAUUGCCCCCUGAAGACAACGCAGAGGCACAGUAUUCUGUCUUCGAGUCCAAUUGGAAUGCACUGAAGGAUCUGACCCCUGAGGAAACGCCGGCGAUUUCCGUGACUCUUUGGAAAUCAUUCUGGCCAACUGUUGUUGUGAGCGGCAUGUUUGCAGUCAUCAAUGUGGUGGCCGCUUAUGUAGGCCCCUUUUUUGUGAACGACCUUGUUGAGUAUCUGAGUGGAGGUCAGAGGAAUGAGCGUAAAAAUUUAGCCCUAAUUCUGACGUUCUCAUUUGCAAAAGUGGUGGAAAACCUGGCACAAAGGCAAUGGUACUACCGCAUCCAGUUUCUGUGUUUGAAGGUCCAGGCGGCACUGACUGUUGUGGUGUAUAGGAAAGCCCUGCGGCUGUCAAACACUGCUCGAAUCAGUCACUCAAGCGGAGAGAUCAUCAACUACAUGUCGGUCGACGUCCAACGCAUCACUGACUUCCUAUGGUACCUUCACCAGGUGUGGAUUGUACCCCUGCAAGUGACACUUGCCCUGGGAAUCUUGAAUCGAGUGGUGGGGAUGGCAUGGGUGGCCGCAUUGACGGCUGCGUGUUUCACCUUUUUCCUGAACGUGCCACUAAAGAAUUUACAAGAGAAGUACCAAGGCGGCGUGAUGGCAGCGAAAGACAAGCGCAUGAAGGCCUUGGCGGAAUGUCUACGUAGUAUGCGUGUGUUGAAGCUUCAGGCAUGGGAGCAAAUUUUUCUCGGGACAAUUGAGGGGUUUCGGCGAGGCGAAUUCUACUGGCUGUUUAAGGAUUGCAUUGCCAGGGCGUUUGUAACCUGCUUGUUUUGGACGUCUCCCAUUCUGAUAUCAGUGGCCACUUUUGGAACAUGUGUGCUGCUCGGCAUCUCGUUGACAUCCGGUAGAAUUUUGUCCGCCAUUGCUACAUUCAGGGUCCUUCAGGAAGCCAUGAAUUCAUUACCAGAGCUGGUUUCAUUCUACGCUCAGACCAAGGUAUCACUGGACCGGAUAUGGACGUUUUUGCAAGAAGAGGAACUAGCCUCAGAUGCAGUGAUUCACUUGCUAACAGGAGAAAGCGGAGACACUCCCGUUGAAAUUGAAGGAGGUGAAUUCAGCUGGCACACAUCGAACUCGGAGUUUCCGACUCUAACAGGGAUAAACUUGAAAGUUAAACAAGGGUCUCGGGUUGCUGUGUGUGGAAUUGUAGGAUCUGGGAAGAGUAGCCUACUCUUGUCAGUUCUUGGAGAAAUCCCAAAACUAGCUGGCGUUCAGGAAUGCAUAUUGGAAGAGUUGGCCUCCAAGACAGUGAUUUAUGUGACGCAUCAGAUUGAGUUUCUUCCUGCAGCAGACUUCAUUUUGGUGCUUGACAGGGGCGCUAUUGUACAAGCUGGAAAGUACGAAGACUUGCUUCAAGCAGAUACCAAUUUUCAAAAGCUAGUGAAUGCACACAACGAAGCAAUUAAUGGAAUGGAGAGCCAUGGUCAUUCACCAGAUGAAGUGGUUAUAACAGCGGUGAGGAUGGAAAUAGAUGGUGCGGAAGCAUACUGCACGAGUAAUAAGUUUCCGGAGCAGAGAAGCCAUGGAAUGUCAAAUUCACCCAUCACGCCGAAGCAAAGCAUGAAGAUUGAGGUUAUAAAGGAACUACCAACGCAGCGCCAACUCAUUGAAGAGGAAGAACGGAAGAGAGGAGUCGUGAGUUUCAGUGUGUACUGGUCCUACGUGACUGGAAUAUACAAGGGUGCCCUUGCUGUGUUGGCGAUAGUGUGCCAGCUAGGUUUUCUGCUGCUUCAAGUGGGAAGCAAUUAUUGGAUGGCAUGGGCUGAGCCAGCCAGAGGAGGGGAAACAGGAAAGACGAGCAGUACAAAUCUGAUACUCAUCUUCGCUAGAUUAUCAUUUGGGAGUUCCUUGUUUGUGGUGUUUCGCGCAUUGCUGGUCUCAAUUGCCGAUCUUCUUGCCGCCCAGAAGUAUUUCCUCAGCAUGAUUCGGUGCAUCUUUCGGGCCCCAAUGUCUUUCUUCGAUUCAACUCCUGCGGGACGGAUUCUUAACCGAGUAUGUGAAAUACUUGAGCUGAUUUCGAUGGCCAUUGAGUUGGCAUCCUCAGAUCAGAGAGAGUUAGACUCGACGAUACAGUAUUUUAUGGGGUCCCUUAGGGUGAACACCACUCAGUUUUUGGGAGUAGUGGGGGUGAUGUCCAUGAUCAGUUGGACAGUCCCGGUUUUCUUCGUCCCCGUUUUGAUGACAUGUUUGUGGAUGCAAAGCUACUAAUUGACUUCGGCGAGAGAAGCUGCAAGGGUGAUGGGUAUUCAAAAGUCACCAAUAUUGAAUCACUACGGCGAGUCAAUCGCGGGUGCGGCAACAAUUCGCGGAUUUGACCAAUACCAGCGCUUCCAGAAGACUAAUAUGCAGCUUUUUGACAAUUUCAUGCGCCCAGCCUUUCUUCAAUUUGCGUUGUUGGAAUGGCUCUGCUUACGAAUGGAGCUGCUAUGCUCAACCACCUUGGCUUUCACCCUCAUGAUAGUGCUAUCAAGGCCGGAGAAUCUCGUUGAUCCAAGUCUGUCUGGACUUGCCGUUACAUAUGGUUUGACACUGAAUAUAAUCAUCGGAUGGUUCAUAUUUAACCUCUGCAACGUGGAGACAAAGAUUAUAUCUGUUGAGCGCAUACAGCAAUAUUCCCAGCUUCGAAGUGAAGCUUCCCUUCUGAUUGAGCAUAAGCGGCCGCCACCAUCUUGGCCUAGCCAGGGAACGAUUGAGCUUCAUCAAUUGCAGAUCCGGUACAGCAUGCAUUCACCACUAGUUUUACAUGAUAUCUCGUGCACGUUCCAUGGCGGAAAAAAAAUCGGAGUAGUUGGCCGGACUGGCAGUGGAAAGUCGACCCUCAUUCAAGCCCUAUUCCGCAUUGUCGAGCCGGCGGGAGGCCAAAUUUUUAUCGAUGGCGUGGACAUUACAACUAUUGGACUACAAGAUUUACGGACACGCUUGAGCAUCAUCCCUCAGGAUCCGACUCUUUUCGAAGGCACAAUACGAACUAAUCUUGACCCUCUCAACAACCACACCAACUUACAAGUCUGGGAGGCACUUGAUAAAUGUCAGCUUGGAGACGUCGUGCGUGGAAAGGAUGGCAAGCUUGAUGCUGUAGUCGGAGAGAAUGCUGAUAUCUGGAGCGUUGGUCAGAGGCAAUUGGUUUGCUUGGGGCGGGCUUUACUCAGGAGGACACGCAUACUAGUCUUAGACGAGGCCACCGCGUCAGUUGACAGUGCAACUGAUAACGUCAUUCAACGGACUCUGCGUACAGAGUUCAAGGGUUGCACUGUUGUGACCAUCGCGCAUAGAAUCCCGACGGUUGUUGACAGCGACAAGGUGUUGGUCCUUAGUGAGGGACGGUUAGCAGAAUAUGAUAUUCCAGCGAUACUGCUGGAGAACCGGGAUUCUCUAUUUGCCAAACUAGUAGCCGAAUACUGGAUUCGAUAAACGAAGUAGCUAUUUGCCACAAGCUGGAUUGACAUUUGUACGAUAUUUUCAGCGAUUCACUAAUUAUUUCUCUGGACACUAAAAUUCCCCUGUAGUUAUAGUCAAUGCGUGGAGGAAAGUGCAUCUGGUUCCCAUUAGACACAUCGUUUAUCCAUGUGAAACGAUUCGACAUGGUCAGUUAUCUGACUUCAGCCUUUAACCUGCAACUAAAAAAUUUUAAAACCCACUCCACUGUCCUUUUCUCAAUUUAAUGUUACAAUUCGCUACUGAUGAUGUACGAUUCAA
Molecule: messenger RNA, 4966 nt
Organism: Physcomitrium patens
Lineage: Eukaryota; Viridiplantae; Streptophyta; Bryopsida; Funariales; Funariaceae
Source: RefSeq, a predicted model, not a curated record